Medicago truncatula (barrel medic) is the source of this 1668-nucleotide messenger RNA. RefSeq lists its product as uncharacterized. The transcript is spliced from 3 exons. Lineage: Eukaryota; Viridiplantae; Streptophyta; Magnoliopsida; Fabales; Fabaceae. The record is from RefSeq and is a predicted model, not a curated record. The coding region runs from base 217 to 1515 and encodes 432 amino acids.
UAGCAGUGUAAGAAUCGCUUAUUUUGGGUAUAUUGUUACAUCAAAGGUCUCCUACACUCCUUUAUCAUAUUACCAACACUAUUUUGUCCCAUUACAAUUAACCCUCAACAACCAUUUUCUUAACAUUGAAAACAUUAGUAACAACGUUGUAGUGAGAAACACAAACACACAAAAAACCUCUCAUUUUCUGAGCACUGCAACUGGAAGAAUACAAUCAUGCAACCAAGGAGGAUAAAGAGACAAAGGAAGAACAAAAAGGAUGAAGAUGUCAACAUUUCUAACUCAGAUUCAACCACAAACAACAAUAACAACAUGUCCGAGUCUUGGGAAGGCCCGAGAAGGCAAUUAAAUCCGAAUCCCCGUCGAAGCUUGAGAUACUCGAGAAGACUUCUUGAAAUGGGAGCAACCUCACAACCUAAAAUAUCAACAGGAUAUUCUUCUACCUCUGAUGACAUCCAAAUUCUUGAUGCAAAUCAAGUUCCAGAAGAAGGUUCUGAUCAAGUAGAAUCCAUGUCAAGAUACCUAGUACAAGUUGUUUAUCCUCUCACAAUGGAACCAGAGUUGGAGCAUAAAGAGGCUGAAAAUGUUGAAAAUUCAACAGGAGGUAUACCUGAGAAUAUGGGAGAAUUAGGUGAGGCUGAAAUGUCAUUCUCCCAUAAUUCAAAUAAAAUGGCUGGACAGAUUGCAUUAGAAGAAAAGGUCCCUCUUGAAAAGGAGUCUUUGUCAGGGAAAAUUCAAGCCUCAAAUAGGUUUGAGGAAAAUGCCCCUCUUGAAAAGCAGUCUUUGUCAGGGGAAAUUCAAGCCUCAAAUAGGUUUGAGGAAGUGACAAAUAUGAAGUCUAUUUCAAGGGCUGGAUGUCUAUCCCCAUCUUUUAGCCUCAAACUAACUGAAGUGGUUGACAUGGUCAGAAAUGAAGAUGGUGAUGAGGUUGAUUCAAAUGUACGAAGCCGGCCUGAGGAUACGAUUAAUGGAUACCAAGUGAAACCGGAAUUUAUGCCGAUGUUAAGAAAAAUUAUCGGUAAGCAUGGAGAUAUUGCUAAGAAUUGCUUGGCAAAGUCUGUAAAAUUCCGUUCGGUGUUGUUGGAGAUGAUCUGUGGAAUUAUAUCAGAUUUGGACGAAAAGAAUGUUAAAAACACCAGAGAAGAAGUCCUGAAAACCAAGAUUGAUCAGGUUGAUGAAAUAAAAAGCAUGAAAGUGGAGGUUGAAUGGCUUCGCACAAGGCUAGUUGAGGCACUUGACGCAAGGGAGAUUAUGAAGAAGUUUGUUAUGCUAAAAGAGAAAACAGACGAUAACAGGAAGCUCAUUGAAGACGUUGAAAGUGAAUUGAAAGAAUGUGAAGAAGAGAAGAAGGAAGCAUCAGAGAGGUUGAGAGAAAUAUGUGAUAAAGAGACUGCUUGCAAACAGAGAUUGGCCAUAGCGAAGGAAGAGUCUGCCACAAUAUCUACAACAGUUGGGUAUGCUAAAUCUAAAGUCAAACGCUUUCUGAAAUGCUCAGUGGUAGAUGGUUUGUUUUAGGAUUGCUUGUUGCAUUUAUAACUUUUUUCAUUUAAGACUAUGUUGUCUCCCAAGUCAUGCAUGACUUAACCAAUUACUCAUUGAAUUUGGUUACACGUAUUAUGCACGGUGAUUUGAAUUUCCAUAUGAAUGUGGCUGAGUGAUGUUUAAAAA